Molecule: messenger RNA, 869 nt
Organism: Aspergillus versicolor CBS 583.65
Lineage: Eukaryota; Fungi; Ascomycota; Eurotiomycetes; Eurotiales; Aspergillaceae
Exons: 2
Coding region: 276-539 (87 amino acids)
Source: RefSeq, a predicted model, not a curated record
AGAAAAUGGCGAUCCAAUGCUUGUGCUCUGGGAUCAUCAUUGAGGGAAUGACGUCAGAGGCAGGCACCACCGACGAAGUAUAAGACUGGACACGCAGCAACAUCGUCACUUCUCCAUUUUCGUUCCACCCUUUGUCUACCUCUCUCCUUAUAUCCAAUAUUAUCUAAAACCUCCCAUUUACCAGCUAAACAAACAAAUAAAUAAACGGUCCAUCCGUCUUCCACCACAAACCAACCGAUUCCUCCUCAAAUACCCCACAACAAAUACACAACAAAAUGCCCUCCGACUCCUCCGAUAAGGGCGUCACCGGUGCCGCCAAAUUCCUCACAUCCACGCUCGGAAAUACCGUCGGCGGCGUCUCGAAGACAGUCGGUGGCGUUGCCGGCACUGCAACCCGCGGCAUUGGCGAUACCGUUACUAGCGCCACUGGGAGCACGGGGAAGCCUGUGGGCGAUGCGCUGGGGAGUGCGGGGACCGGACUAGAAGAUGGGAUGAAGAAGGUUGGAAAGGGUGUUGAGAAUGCGGGGCAGUGGAAAUGAAGUUAUUGAACUCUGACUAUGGGGUUCGAUUUGAUUUCGAUAUGUUACGAUAUGAUGUUGGAUUGGUAUAUAUAAUGAUUAUUUUGAAUUGAUGAUACCUAUUCUAUGGCCUUGACGCCUUAUGUCAAUGAUAUGGUGAUUGCCGCCCCAAUAAAAACCCCCUUAGAGAGAUUUCACGGUCUUGACAAGUCUCCUCAAACCCUCCCGCAGAAAAUCCUCGUCAUGGGAGUAGACAAGCCUAAACCAGCCCAGGUCCUUGCAAUGCUCCUCACCUGGGUGCAAGAAUAGCCCAUUAUCGAGGAGCCUCUGAGCGAGUGCGAAUUCCCGUUC